AUGUUCAAAAGCUCGGUCGCUCCGACCAUUACUUUGGCUGCAUUCCAGGCUACGCCUUGGGCGGAUUACUACGGGACCUUGGGCUAUUUAUCGAUUAUCAUGACGAUCCUUACGGUUGUGAUAAUGCCGCGAGCGAAAUUCAUCCAGACGCUGCUUGUGAAUAUACUUCUUCUCUGCAUUGGAUGCAGCGUAUCACUUCUGGCCAUGUAUUGCUGUGUACAGGCCAGGAAUGGAGAUACAUCAUCCUACAACUCCUCGGCGUCUGCCGUUGCAGGGGUAUGGUUGAUGUUCCAGAUCUUCUGCAUCAGUGUGCUUCGAGCCAAGUUGCCGCAGUACAACAUUCCUUGCAUCAUGUGGGCAGUGUUUGCCAACGUUUCCAUGACGUACGGACCACAAUGGCCGACCAUGGCGUAUGCUAAUUCGUUCGCGCUCAAGCUGUUCAUUGGCUUCCUUACCGGCUUCGGUAUUGGAGCGGGUGUCUCUCUAUUGAUUUUUCCUGUCAACUCUCGAGACGUCGUCUUCAAAGGAAUGACUGCAUAUAUCGCAUCCUUGCGUGGAGCACUGAAAGCUAAUUUAGACUAUAUGCACGCGCUUGAGCGCCAAGAUAUGUUUGCUGCUCAAUCGACCAACACGAUUGGUGAAAAGCUGCCCAAAAGCCCCGAGGCAAAGGUAUUCAAGCAGAAAAUGCAAGCGCUUGCUGCACUACAUGGCAAAAUGUCCACCGAUAUGCCUUUUGCGAAACGAGAAGUUGCACUAGGGAAACUUGGCCCGGACGACAUUCAAGAGGUAUUUCGUCUAAUACGUGGAGUCAUGGUUCCCACCAUUGGUCUCAGCUGCAUGGCAGACAUCUUCGUUCGCAUUGCAGAGGAUCGAGGUUGGGAUAGAGACGUCGAUCUUGCGGAUGCCACACUAGACGAUGCUCACAAUGAAUCGGAGAAGAUGAGAAUUGAGGCUAUUAACGAAUGGCAUGAAUUGAUGAGACACUUAAGUCAGCCCUUCAAUCACAUCACGCAGACCAUUGAUGAGGGUCUAGAACACGUCCGCAUAGUCCUUCAACUUGGUCCGAAGAAAAGCUGGAAAAAUGCUGGCAAGCAAGAUGUGGAAUCUGAGGGGACGGAUCCGAGACCCGGGGACAAAGGUUUCUUCACAGUCUUCCAGCACCGAAGCGUUGAAUUUGUUGAGAGUAAAAAGACAAUGCUGAGAGGCUGGUGCCACCUGCAUGGUAUUGAACUCCCCGGAAAUUUCUUCGAGGACCCAGAUCGCGUCGACUUCGAAGCUCCAGAAUGGAUGAAUGAAGGCAUGCUCUCGGAUCCUCACAGACGGCUACGUCGUCAACUUUUCCUCUGCCUGUAUAUUGAGUUCUUGCUAAUAAGCGCGGCGAAGAGGACCUCAUACCUGAUUCACGCAGUUGAACAAUAUCGAGACAAUGGAAAACUCAGCCGCAAGCGCAUCGUCGUGCCAGGAUGGAAGCGACUGCGGAAAUGGUUCAUCAGCUUGUUUAAUGAUAACGAAGAUGCGCACGGAGACAGCAACGAUGGUAUGACCAGCGAGGGCCAUCGUGCGCAGGUCUACCUGGGAGACGCAUACAGGAAACGGAAAGAUCCAGAACAUCUCCCACCAGCCAACGCUUUCGAGCGAGGCGGUGAGGUCCUUCGCAAGAUUGCACAUUUCUUUGCAUCUCCAGCAGCAGCUUUCGGGCUUCGAGCUUCGGCUGCAACGAUGACAAUCGCCAUUGUGUGCUACCUUCGAGAUACACAAGCAUUCUAUACCGAACAGCGGCUGUUCUGGGCACAAAUCAUGGUGUCUAUCGCAAUGAGUCCUUCAGCUGGACAAAGCCUCAGAAACUUCAUCCUACGUGCAGGCGGCACAUUCUUGGCAUUGAUCGCUGCCUGGGUAGCCUGGUAUAUCGUGGACGAAAAGACCGCCGGGAGCAUCAUCUUCUACUUCCUGACCAUGCACAUCGGAGCCUACAUCAUGCUCAAGUAUCCUGCAUACAUUCCGGUCGGCGUCAUUUUCCAGAUCACUGUCAGCUUGAUGAUCGGCUACGAGUUGCAAGUUAGAAAGCUGGGCGUUGAGAGAGCCACGUCGAAUGGGCAAGCAUACUAUCCCAUCUACGAGCUUGGCCCCAUCCGACUGGCGACUGUCUGCGGAGGUCUUUUCGUGGCAUGGAUCUGGACGUGGUUCCCAUACCCUAUCACGGAACGCAAUCAGCUUCGGAGACAACUGGGCUCUGCACUGUACCUGCUGGCCAAUUACUACUCGGUCAUGCAUGAGAUCGUCCGGUUGAGAUUGCGAAACCAGACCGGCGAUAUGACGCUAAAGGACAGUCCUGGACGAAGGUUGGAGAAAGCACGCAACAAGCUUUACGCGAAAGCCAACCUCACACUCUCCAGCUUAAGAGCACAGUCGCAGUUCUUGAAGUUUGACAUCCCAAUAGGGGGCAAGUUCCCGCGUGAGCAAUACCAAAGGCUCAUCAAUCAGCUUCAAAGCAUUCUCAAUUUCAUGUCGCUUGUGUCGUUGGCUUCAUACAGCUUCCAGGAGCUGCGACAAGAGGGCGAAGAGCAGCACGGACUUGCAUGGGUACACCAAUUCGAAAAGCUAAUUGGCCAAGCGAACUACACUUCCGAGCAAGUAACAACCCUUCUCGUACUACUGUCAGCUUCGAUCAUUGGCGAGCAGCCUUUGCCUCCGUAUUUGAAAGUGCCAGAGCCAUACACACUUGGCCAGAAGCUUGAGGAGAUGGACAACAAGCUCUUGAGUGUCAGACACAUUGCCGAACCUGGCUAUGCAAGCUUCGCUGUCAUACAGCUCGGUACCAGAUUUAUCCAUGACGAUCUGCGUCGCUUGGUUGCUGGAGUCAAAGAGCUUGUCGGAGAGCUUGACUUCUCGUACCAUAUCGUCUCCACGACCGAUCCGGACCGCGAACAGUCUGAGGAGACGCUUGUGUAUACGCGUACAAGAACAGAAAGUGGCACGAUCGACCGGACGAGAACGAAGCAAGACUGA
This is a messenger RNA of Pseudocercospora fijiensis CIRAD86, 3006 nucleotides long. RefSeq lists its product as uncharacterized. The transcript has 2 exons. The record is from RefSeq and is a predicted model, not a curated record. Bases 1 to 3006 code for a protein of 1001 amino acids. NCBI's taxonomy places the organism in Eukaryota, Fungi, Ascomycota, Dothideomycetes, Mycosphaerellales, Mycosphaerellaceae.